This is a messenger RNA of Megalobrama amblycephala (Wuchang bream), 6030 nucleotides long. It is a transcript of the gene lnpep, whose product is annotated as leucyl/cystinyl aminopeptidase. The transcript has 18 exons. The record is from RefSeq and is a predicted model, not a curated record. NCBI's taxonomy places the organism in Eukaryota, Metazoa, Chordata, Actinopteri, Cypriniformes, Xenocyprididae. Gene Ontology annotation, biological process: peptide catabolic process; proteolysis. Gene Ontology annotation, cellular component: cytoplasm. Gene Ontology annotation, molecular function: peptide binding; zinc ion binding; metalloaminopeptidase activity. The coding region runs from base 328 to 3375 and encodes 1015 amino acids.
UGUCACUUUAAACGGGGCAGCUGAAGGGGGAAGUAAAACUCAUGUUGCUUGUUUCGCAGCAGUGAUUACCACUUUCAGCUCGUGUUCACUGUUAUAUCGAAAACCGUGUGCAGCGAUGGCUCAAUAAACCACUGAUCGAUGAUUUUAAUGCUGUGAAGUGACAGAGCUGUAGAUCAGGAUAACAAUGCUAAGCUAGCACCAGUUGAUCUGAUGCCUUCCUGCGUUGAGUGAAUGUGUAACUCUUCACCUUUCCCAGGAUUAAACAUCCGCACUUUCAGCUGAAACAGGAUUUGUUUUUACUUCAGACGUACAUUUAAACAUUUAAUCAUGGAUUCGUUUGAAAGCGAAAGAGCUCCACUGCCCAGGAACAUGAUUGAGAACAGCAUGUUUGAGGAAGAGCCAGAUGUGGUGGAUUUGGCGAAGGAGUCCCCAUCCUACCCCAUCGACUCAGACGAUGUAGUCUAUGAACCCCGCAGUUCACGACUGUUAGUCCGAGGCCUUGGAGAAAACGACCUGGAUGAAGACGAGGAAGAUUACGAAUCCUCUGCCCGUCUUCUUGGCAUGUCCUUCAUGAACCGUAGUUCUAACCAGCGCAGCGCUUCCUCGUCCUACACCCGCCAGCAGCCUUCUGGAUCGUGCUCGAUGCCUUCAGCUAAGACCACGGUGGUAGGUGUUCUCAUCCUGGUAGUGGUGGUCUCCAUUUUCAUGGUCAUUUACUUCGUUCCAGGCUGCACUUUCACCAGAAAUGGCUGCCCAAAGACCAAUUCAACCAUGAACAACGUCUAUCCUAAUUCCACAAGCGGAGAACGUUUCCCAUGGAACGAGUUGAGGUUACCGUCCAGUGUGCAUCCUGUGCGUUACGAAAUUUCACUCCAACCUGACCUAAAGAACAUGACCUUUCAAGGCAGUGUGUCAAUCAAAGUGGAAGUGUUGCAUGAAACAAAGAUUAUUGUCCUACACAGUUCUGACUUGAACAUAACCAAGGCCACUUUUGAAGGUAAAGAGGUCCAUGUCCUGGAGUACAAACCUUGGCUGCAGAUUGCCAUCGAAUUUCCUGAAGAUCUUAAGAAGGGGACAUAUAGUUUGAACAUUCACUACACAACAAACUUCUCCAACAGCUAUGAUGGCUUCUACAACAGCUCCUAUGUUGAUACAAAUGGUACAAAAAGAGUUUUGGCCGCUACUCAGUUUGAGCCCUUGGCAGCCCGCAAGGCUUUCCCUUGUUUUGACGAGCCAGCUUUUAAAUCAACUUUUCUAAUUAAGAUUACCAGAGAACCCAACUAUAUCAGUCUUUCAAACAUGCCCAAGGUCAAAACCACGGAUUUAAAAAAUGGGCUUCAAGAAGACGAGUUUAAGGAAAGUGAUACAAUGAGCACUUAUCUUGUCGCAUUUAUUGUGGCUGAAUUUAUUAGUUACAGCAGGAAUGUCUCUAAUACUACGGUGUCUGUGUAUGCCAUUCCAGACAAAAAGGAACAAGUGCAUUAUGCUCUGAACACAGCUGCAAAACUGUUGGAGUUCUACAAUACGUUCUUCGAGAUCGACUACCCGUUAAGAAAGUUAGAUUUAGUGGCCAUUCCUGACUUCCUCGCCGGAGCCAUGGAGAACUGGGGCCUAAUCACAUUCCGUGAGACAACUUUGCUAGUAGGGAAUAAUUCCUCCCCUAUAGACAAGCAACUGGUGACUUCUGUCAUUGCUCAUGAACUUGCCCACCAGUGGUUUGGAAAUCUGGUCACUAUGAGAUGGUGGAAUGAUCUUUGGCUGAAUGAAGGAUUUGCAACCUACAUGCAGUACAUGUCUAUUUCAAAUGUGUUCCCAGACCUUGACAUAAACACUGAAUUCUUAAAUGUUAGAUUUAAAGCGCUAGCCAAAGAUGCUUUGAACUCGUCCCACCCAGUGUCUACUGUCGUGAGCACCCCAGAGCAGGUGGAAGAGAUGUUUGACUCUGUGUCUUAUGAGAAGGGUGCUUCAAUACUGCUGAUGCUCAAUGCAACACUCAGAGAUGGGGAGUUUCGAAAAGGAGUGAUUGAGUACUUACAAAAGUAUAACCGAUCAAACACAGAAAGUGAAGAUUUAUGGAACAGCCUUUCCCAGGUCAGCAAACAAAAUGUAAAUGUAUCUGAGAUGAUGCACACCUGGACUGUUCGUAAGGGCUUUCCUCUGGUCACAGUGAAGAGGAAUGGCACUCAAGUGACAUUGUCGCAAGAACAUUUCCUUCUGAAUGCUGAAAACAGCACGGACGACAGCAGCUUGUGGCAUAUUCCCCUGACAUAUGUGAACGAAAGCUGUAGUGUUCGCAGCUCCUGCAAACAAGUGUUCCAUCUCAAGGACAAAACAGCCAUAUUAAAGCUUCCAGCUAAGGUGAAGUGGUUGAAGUUCAACUUCAGGAGUGAAGGCUUCUACAUAGUGCAUUAUGAUGUGGAGGGAUGGAAGGACUUGAUUGAGGCUUUGCAGAAUGUGACUGUCCUCCCCUGUGAAGACAGAGCAGCUCUCAUCAAUAACAUCUUUGCUCUUUCCAGAUUGGGCAAGGUGUCCUUCAGGCAGGUCUUAAACCUAAUGAACUACAUCAAAAACGAGACAGAGACGGCUCCUCUGACUGAAGCUCUCUUCCAACUUGGUCAGAUUUACAGAUUGCUGGACAAAAGAUCAGAGUUAAACUUGGCCUCUAGAAUGAAGAGUUACAUUGACGAUCAUUUUGGAAGUUUGAUGGAGAGUCAGUCAUGGGAACUGGAAUCUUCUGUGUCGAAGAUGACGCUUCGGUCUGCCCUGCUGGAGAUGGCAUGUUCCCUCAACAGACUCAGCUGCACAACACAGGCCAAACAUCUGUUUGAUCAGUGGGUCAAUUCCAACAAGACUUUUCAGAUUCCUAGUGAUCUCAUGACAACAGUCUUCAAAGUUGGUGCCCAAACAGAAGAUGGAUGGGAUGUGCUUCUAAGCACAUAUAAACACUCCAUCUGUGACGCAGAGAAGCGCAAGACACUGGAAGCAUUGGCCAGCACUCAGGAUGUACGGAAAAUCAUUUGGAUUCUACAGAAAAGUCUUGAUGGAAGUGAGAUUCAAACUCAGGAAUUUCCUUUGGUGAUCCACACAAUCUGCAAGAACUUUGCUGGCUACCUCUACGCUUGGGAUUUUGUGAAGGAGAAUUGGGGGAAAAUCACUCAAAAGUUUUCUAUCGGAUCCUUUGCCAUUCAGAACAUCAUCAUGUCCGCAACCAGUCAAUUUUCCACAAAAACGCAUCUCAUGGAGGCCCAGAACUUCUUCAGUUCUCUGGGGGCGAAAGGUUCUCAGAUGAGGAUCGUGCAGGAAGCCACUGAGACCAUUAAGCAGAACAUGCGAUGGAUGGAGAAGAACUUGGACACGCUCCAGCACUGGUUGUAGUGCGAGGAGGAGACAUGACAGCUCCUCUCUUGUGCCUCUCACUCCCUCAGGUGAUGUCACCGGGCACAUGCAGGUGUGAGUGAUAUUACCAUGACAACAGCCAGAGCCAUAAAUGUACAAACGUUAGGUCAAACUCAAGACAGAAGGGCAGAUUUACUUGGAUGUAAAGGGCCGUUUAAAAACAUUUCUUUUCAGGGCGUCUAAUAGGGAAUUUUCCUGAGUACUCCAGUGAGCUGUGACCUAGCAAGAAGCUUACUAGAUAUCUGUCUGAGAACAUUUAGCCUUUAAUACUAGCUAUGUAAAUGAACAAGUCUGGAUAUUAAGCGUAAAGCAGAUAUAUGUUCUUUCUUCCUUCAAGUUGAGUGAAAUGAAAGCGUAAAGUCAGCAGCAUAUGAUUUCCUGUGUCAUAACUUGAGUGUUGCUGCUUGGGAAAGGUUGAUGUGUUUUCUUCUUGCGGUUCACUUGGGGGGCCCCAACUCGGUAUGUGUAUGGCUCUGGCCUCAAGCACUAUUUGCACUAUUCAAAAAUUCAGCUUGCUCAGGGCAAAUCUGGUUCUUGUUGAAAUAUCAUGAUGCAUUUAGUCCCUUUUACUUAAUGUCGGUGGCUAUAGACCAAAACCUCCCAUCAGUAUCUCUUAAAUAUGCCCUUACUACGCAUUGCCAAAAUAAUAGCUGCCUAGUGAAAUACUGAAAUCAUGCUAUAGGAGAAAUAUCAAGACAAGCCCCAUUCUUCUAAGUAUAAAAGUUUUAUUUAUGUAUGUGGCCGUGAUGUUUUUAAUCAUUUGCAUAGUCUGCAAUGCUUGUAAUCCAGCACUGUGUAAAUGUUAUUGCCUGAGAAAUGUUCCAAAUUUCAUCCUUUGCACAAGACGUAUUUUGAAAUUUAGUUUAGAGUUGAGUGUGUAUAUUAUGUUUUAUUUGUGCAGGCUUGGAUAUAGGUAAAAGAGAGUUUGCUUGUUUGUUGUCAUUGGAAAGAUUAAGUUAGCUUUUCUAAAACAUAAGUGUGGAUUUUAUUUUGGAUUUUGCUAUGCACAUUCUGAUGACGCUGAAAUAUUUAAAAAAAAAUUGUUUUAUAUAUAUAUAUAUAUAUAUAUAUAUAUAUAUAUAUAUAUAUAUAUAUAUAUAUAUAUAUAUAUAUAUAUACACAAGAGGCAAAGGAAAUGUAAACUCUGUGGUUUUACCUAUAUGAUUUGACUCAGAGAAAUAUGUUUGUUAGCAAGUCUUUGUGUACAGAGCUUUAAUUAAGGAUAAUUCGGUAUUGUCAAAUUGCUACAAGACAAAAAAGGCGUCUAAAGUCACAUCACUGAUGGAGAGUUGUUACGUUUUCAAUCCUUGCUGAUCUUCACUGGUUACUACUGAUUUGUACUGUUCAAGGAUUGAAAGGUUUUUUUUUGUGUGUGAUGUGUUUUCUUCACAUAUUUUCCUCACUGAUUUUCUAGCGAUUCAGGAUUUUUUAUUUUUUUUUGCAGUAUAUUUCAAAUGCUUUUAGUUUGUCAAAAAAUAUGGAGUCAAAAACAGUAUCACAUCCUCACACAAAUGCAUGGGUCAAGAUGCACAUUUAUCCACCUUUUUGUAAACUCAUAAUACAGACCACAAAUACAUUUAAUGAACAGAAUCUACUGGGAUAUUAUCAUGAGAUGAUAUGUGUGAAUAUUUGUGCAUUUUUAUGCAUGCAUUUUUAAUAUUGUUUUAACUCCAUACAUACAGUAGAUGUUAGGUUCUUUCCAUGUAUGAGUGUGAAAAUCUGUGCUCACUCUGUCUAAAGCUCACAGUAAUACCAGGUUUUUGUUUAUAGCUCAGUGCUUUGACCUCAUAAAAUGUCAAAUAUGACUGGUACAUAGUAAUACAGCUGGUACAUUGUUAUUAUUUUGUAUGCAGCAGUUGUAAUUUUACUCUUUUUUUCAUCAGAUUUAUUCAUAUAUUUGUGAUGGAAGUGAAUGAUAAGUCUUUGAAGGAAGGCCAAUGGCAACAUUGUUACACUGUAAUGAACACUUCUAAUGUCAGGUUGGAGCGUUACAGUUAUCGAUCGAAUGUAUUCAUGUUUGUUACUAUGAAUCUGUUUAAACACAAACAUUAUGAUUGUAAUUCCCAUGUGUCUGAAUUCAUCUGGAUUUACAAUAUGGUUAAUUAAACACAAUGAAGUGUUAAAAAUACAGUGUAUCUAUCUGUUGAAUCAGUUUUCUCAAAUUAUUUAGAUGUCACCAUUUCUUAAUUUAUGAUUCAUAUGAACCUUUUGAUUUCUGUAAUGUCCAUCAUGAGGUGUUUUGUGUUAUUGGCUGCCAUUCACAAAAUAAGUAUAUAUGUAAUAAUUUUCCCCCUGAAAUGUUUCAUUGUGCCUGUAACAGGCUGCUUUAUAGAAAUGCUAGCUGUUUGGGCAAAAUUCCAGAUGUUAAACUGUUAAACUUGACAGAUAGUUAAAAGGAGAAAUAUGUUUUUGCUUGUGAAACAUUUGCUGUGUUAAAUGGCUUGAAAAGCUUAUCAUGCCUAAAGAAACUAGAUUUAUUUGCUUGAACAGGUUGCAGGGGAAAUUGUCUUAUUUUCUGUUGUCAAACAGCUUUACACUGGGUUUGGAUUCUAAGUUUUUAAGAUGUUGCUUCAUGAAAAACCACUGACCCAUCUUUAUAAAAGACAAAAAAUAAAAAAACAUUUUGUGCACAAA